Molecule: messenger RNA, 5311 nt
Organism: Ananas comosus (pineapple)
Lineage: Eukaryota; Viridiplantae; Streptophyta; Magnoliopsida; Poales; Bromeliaceae
Product: subtilisin-like protease SBT1.2
Exons: 3
Coding region: 2850-5165 (771 amino acids)
Biological process (GO): proteolysis
Molecular function (GO): serine-type endopeptidase activity
Source: RefSeq, a predicted model, not a curated record
GAAGGAGAGUGUGUUAGUGAUCUCGAUCUCGUCCACGUCUUCGUCCUCGUCCUAUGGCGAGGAAGAAGAAGAGGAGGAGGAGGUGGAGGUGAGGUCGGCGGAGGAGAAAGGGAGGGACGACGAUGAGUGUUGCAUACUCCCCUCCGAUCCCUUCGCCGACGAUCUCAUCCUCAACCUCUCGCUUUGCCAACGCAACGACGACGGCGAUGAUCUCGCCAUUCUCUUCGUACGAGGCCAAGUGGCUUGUAGAGAUCUUCCCCACCAAAGAAAUCUCUGUGCAGAAUAUCCCUUUAGCAAGACACCUCAUGAGAGCUAUUGUCCGAAGUGUUUCUGCUAUGUCUGCGAGAAAAUAGCUCCCUGUGAGGCUUGGAAGGGACCUCUAGGACACUGCCAUGCAACUGACCAAGAAAAGAAAUGGAAGGAUAUGAGGAAGGCUCAGCAAUCAGCUCAAGCACAGGAAAUUAAGCCUUGCUCUGGAGUGUAAGAUCCCCUAAGCACCUCAUCCAUAUUAGCACCUCAUUGAAAUGGGGAUGUUGGCGUUGGAGUAAAAACCAUUAAGCAUCACUGCUGGUUAAUGGCAUUUUGGGUUCUUUAGGGGCUAAGCUUGGUACUAGCUAUCUGCACAGUGCACCUCUUCGAGAGAAGGUUGAUUUUUUGAGCAAAUAAUUUAUACUCCACGUACAUGUUUAUGUUUUUGUUUAGAGUUUGCAAUUGUAAAGUUCCUGUAGUUUGUAAAUUUAGUUUUACCAUCUUUUUGUUGCCCGAGAAAUCUACCGAACGACUUGAUAGGCUACAGGUGUUGUCUUCCUCGCACAUGUUGGGUUUUCUCCCAGUUACGUGGCUGAUGAGACACUGUUUACUAACAUCUAUAGAAGAGAAGAUAAAUUACUUUGAUGCAGCGAUCAAUGCUUUUUUUGAGUGAAGUGCAGGAUAGGGACUAGUGAUGAAUUAACCAUUCUAAUGAUAAGUUUAUUGCUAUUAAUAAGGUUGAUGGCUUCUCAUGACCAUUUGAUUUUCCGAUGUAAGUUAAGAAGUGGCUAAACUUCACAUGGAAAUAUCACCCGCUGGGCCUUUUCUCAUGAGUUGGUAAUGCUAAUCUCUUCAUUUUUCUGGUGGCAACUGAAAUUUGGCAUGCUUCUUUCUUAGCUGACUGUGCAGUAUUCCAUCUCCAGAUCUACUGUCUCUUUUAUUUCUGAAGCACAAUAAUUCAGCAUGAGGUAUGUGUGACUCUUCUUUCUCUUUUACUCUUUUCCAUCUGCAAAGGCAUUUCUGUGUCUGCACUAGAGUAGGAAAGCAAAACAGAAAAAAAAAAUUAAAUAGCUUUUGCCUUAUUUCCUAUUUUCACAUGCAUCAUUAUUGGCAUUAUGUCCUCUUCAGUGCUUGCUUAACUUGUUUCUUAUUACACCAUAGUAAAAGUAAAGAAUCUUGCAGAUUGAGGCACAAUGAAGAAGAAAUGGUAAAUAAUAUCUUCUAUCCUUUUCAGUAUUGAAUAAUUCAUAAUCAACUUCACUUAUCAUCCUUCUAAGCUAUCUCGUAGAAAUUAGGACAUUAUUUGUGUUUAGAAUAAGUUUGAGAGUUUGAAUAGUUACUAAUAGGUUUCGACUAAAGCAUCCUUUCCUCCGUCAUGUCAUGUGAUGUAGUUGUAGAACUGUUUCUUGAUAGGGCAAGUCAGAUUUAUUGAAUUUGGUCAAACUCGAUCAUUUAAUUGUGUUUAGAUUUAAUAAAUUUAUCUUUCCAUAUCAAAAUUUUGACCUGUUAAAUAUAUCAUCCUUUCACCAUCCAUCUCUUAAAACACUGAAAUUUUGGGUGUUAUUUAUCCUAUUGUGCCAGGUUGGGUAAGAACCUGUUGUGUCCUAAAAUAUAAAGAAAAAUUUGCACAAACAUUUGCGCUGGCCCUAGAAAAACACUUGUAAAAUUAAAUCUAAAUUUUCCACAAAAAAGCUCUUAUUUACAAAGGAUUCAAUUUAUUCCUAUGAAACUGAUUUUACUAUUUGCUUAAUGAACAAUGGAAGUGUUGUUGAUGGUAGUCUGGUAAACCUCUGAAGCUUCUUUGGAAGGUUAGCAAAGGCUAAAAGAAGGAACAGUUUCAUACUUAUUCCUACGCAGUUUGAACUAUAAAAUUUGUAUAAUCUUGAUUUUCAAAUAUAUUUCUCUAACAUUUAAAAAUAUGCAAAAGUUUAUUCAUGCAGGUUGACUAUUGAAAGUUGACGGUGGAAAUAUACUGAAAAAUAAUAUAUACUUUAGAGUAGGCCAUUUUAAGAAAGAAAAGAUUAACUUUAAUUAUUCAACUAACGGAGAUGAUGUAUUUCCAAACUAUGCACCAUGGAGAAAUAUAUUUGAUUACUGAAUAAGUAGUGCAACUGAGAGAUUUUCCAGUAGGCAUGUGAUGGGAACCUCCGCCUUAGCACUUCUACGAGGUGAAUAAGCUUGUGCAUCUAUUAUUGCAUUCAACCAAAAGCCCGUAUUGCCGUUGUUAUUGUAUUGCAGGUAUAAAUGUAUGUAGUUCCAAAAGCACUCGAUUUGGUGCUAAGAAGAAGAAAGCAGUUUCUUGGUCUUUGGAUUCAUCUAGCACCAUGAGAGAAAGAGAGAGAGAGAGAGAGAGAGUUCACACUUAUUGCAUUGAGAGUUCACACUUAUUGCAUUUCAUAUAAGUGCAUCACUUACUACGGAUAGUUUUCUAUAAUUAUUAAUCAAAUUAUUUCUUGCAAGGAUUUGUCCGUAGUUGAUAUAUUCACUGUCGGUCUUUGUUACAACUUGAUGCCUUCGGAAAGAAUAAUGAUGUUUCUCCUAUUUAAGGUCCACCUGCCUCUCCUCUUUGCAAGCACACCUUCUCUAUUGGCGUUGCUACCAUGGAAAUUUUACAUUCAAUCUUCUACUUGCUUAUUUCUUUUUCCUUCUUCCUAUCCAAUCCAACUCUUCUCUUGGUUCACUGCCAAAUACAGCCCAUUUCAAAUGACACCCAAAUGCAGGUCUAUAUUGUUCAUGUACAAAAGCCUGACAGCACGAGCUUCCGUCGGUUCAAGGAUCGGAAAGAGUGGUACGCGUCCUUCUUGCCCAACACCACCCUCGACUCUGGCAAGCCGCGCAUGGUCUACGCGUACCGCCACGCGAUCAGUGGCUUCGCAGCGUGGCUCACCUCUCAAGAAGUAGAAGCCAUGAAAUCUACGGAUGGCGUUCUCGUAGCCUACCCCGACAGCGAGUAUGAUGCUCAAACCACCUACACCCCGCAGUUCCUAGGACUAAACGCAUGGGAGGACGGCGUUUGGUAUGACUCUCAAUACGGAGCGGGGCAAGUUAUCGGGGUUAUCGACAGUGGCUUUAAGCCUGGUCAUCCUUCCUUCAGGGAUACUGAUGUAAAUCCGCCGCCGGAGACGUGGAACGGAAGCUGCUACUGGAAACAAUCUGUGUGCAACAAUAAGCUCAUCGGUGCAGUGGGAUACAUGUCUGGGCGCGUCGUCCCACCUGAUGACGACAGCGGCCAUGGAACCCACACGGCGAGCACAGCUGGAGGGAAUUUUGUGGAUGAUGCUCACGUACUUGGCAUGGCACGCGGCACGGCCUCAGGGACGGCACCUAAAGCUCAUCUAGCAAUCUAUAAGGUGCUACACAAUAACAAAACUGCUACCGGUACAGUUGCCAAAGCGCUUGAUAGUGACACAUUGAGGGGCAUCGACGAAGCCAUCCGGAAUCACGUGAAUGUGCUAUCCAUGUCCCUCGGGAAGGUCAAGAAACCGCUGUAUAAGAACGGCAUUGCCAUAGGAUCAUAUGUGGCAAUCACCAAAGGGAUCGUCCCGGUGGCCAGUGCCGGAAACGAAGGCCCCUAUGAAAGCCUCAUAGGGAAUGAUGCGCCAUGGAUACUUACCGUCGGAGCAAGCACUACGGACAGGAGGAUAAGGGCCAUUGUCAAGCUCGGAAAUGGUAUGGAGCUCUUCGGCGAAACAGCAUACCAGCCAGAGGGAUUCAACUCGACUCAGCUACCGUUGGUUUAUCCGGGGGUGCGGAAGACGCGAAAGACCUUGAAUUGCAUGAACGGCUCCAUGGACACUUUUGAUGUUAAAGGGAAGAUCGUGUUGUGCGGGGUUGGACAAAUUUCAAGCACCGAAAAGGGUGAGGUCGUUAAGGCAGCAGGCGGUGCUGCGAUGAUAGUAAUGAACCGGCCAUGGAACGGGAGCACAACGCCCGCCAAACCCCACAUCAUCCCAGCGGCCCACGUGAGCUUCACCGAUGCGUGGAAGAUCGUCACGUACUUCAAUUCCACGCCCAACGGAACGGCAGCAAUCAUCUUCAACGGCACACGAGUUGGCGUUCGACCAGCACCCUCGGUGGCUUCCUUCUCGUCGCGAGGCCCCAGCCUCAUGAACGGCAACAUCAUCAAGCCGGAUGUCAUCGCACCGGGCGUCAAUGUUCUAGCUGCUUGGCCAUUCGAGGUAGGACCUAAACCCAACCACCACCUUCGAGCCUCAUCUCACACCUUCAACUUUAAUUCGGGAACGUCGAUGGCGACCCCUCACGUGGCUGGCAUUGUGGCGAUGUUAAGGAAUAACCAUCCUGAUUGGUCUCCCGCAGCCAUUAAGUCAGCGAUCAUGACCACAGCUUACACAGUCGACGCCGAUAGGAAUCCUAUCGGCGACGAUUUCAACUCCACGGGGACACCAGCUAGUGCAUACGCCAUGGGCUCGGGCCAUGUCGACCCAUCAGCAGCCAACGAUCCGGGCCUCAUCUAUGACCUUCAUCACUAUGAUUAUAUCCAUUACCUCUGUGGCAUGGGCUUCACCGACAAACAAGUCGGAGCCAUCGGUGGCGGUUCGGUGCAGUGUUCUAAGGUCCGGGCAAUCAGCCCCGAACAGCUGAACUAUCCUUCUAUUGCGGUGUACCUAAGUGCUAAUACGACCGAGGUGACUGUCAACCGAACGGUGACGAAUGUCGGGGACGCCGUUACAACCUACAACGUGAAGUACGACGAACCGGAAGGAGUGAGAGUCGACGUUGCGCCUGAUAGGCUGCAAUUCUCCCGAUCCAGGCAGAUGAAGGAUUUUCGAGUCACGUUGAGCAUCAAGCCGGGGAGACCAACAGUUAGGAUGGCAGGGCAAGUUUUUGAGGGGCAAAUGGCGUGGGUCUCCGGAAAGUACUACGUAAGGAGUCCUAUUGCCGUCACAAUCCAGUGAAACACGAUCGUAGUUUUAAGUCCCAUGUGCAAAGCAACAUACUAGUUCUUCCCCAGGCGUAAAAGAAAGAAAAAAGAAAAAAAAAUAAUAUAAAAUAAAUAAAAACAUGUCGCCCACCAAAAAACUCUACUCCGUGGAAACUAAGA